Messenger RNA from Octodon degus (degu), 1536 nucleotides. It is a transcript of the gene Naif1, whose product is annotated as nuclear apoptosis inducing factor 1. Gene Ontology annotation, cellular component: nucleus. The record is from RefSeq and is a predicted model, not a curated record. Lineage: Eukaryota; Metazoa; Chordata; Mammalia; Rodentia; Octodontidae. The transcript has 3 exons. The coding region runs from base 87 to 1082 and encodes 331 amino acids.
GUGCCUUUUAGCUGAGCGACAGACUGGAAUAGCCAAUGAUCGACAGUAUAUCUUGAGUUGCGACCAACCAGGAAAGAAAAGAGGCUAUGGCUGUCCCAGCCAAAAAGAGGAAGAUGAACUUCUCGGAGCGGGAGGUGGAGAUCAUCGUGGAGGAACUGGAGCUGAAGAAGCACCUGCUGGUGAACCAUUUCAACGCUGGCGUCCCUCUGGCCGCCAAGAGUGCGGCUUGGCACGGCAUCCUGCGAAGGGUCAACGCCGUGGCAACAUGCCGCAGGGAACUACCUGAGGUCAAGAAGAAGUGGUCUGACCUCAAGACCGAGGUCCGUCGCAAGGUUGCCCAAGUACGGGCCGCCGUGGAGGGUGGCGAGGCCCCAGGCUCCACGGAGGAGGACGGAGCUGCUGGGGCUGGGACAGGUGGUAGCAGUGGCGGAGGUGGUCCGGCGGUAGCCCCCGUCCUGCUGACCCCCAUGCAGCAACGCAUCUGCAACCUGCUGGGUGAGGCCACCAUCAUCAGUCUGCCCACUACCACAGAGAUCCACCCCGUGGCCCUUGGACCUGCGGCCACUACAGCCGCAGCCACGGUCACCCUGACACAGAUCCCCUCGGAAACCACCUACCAUGCCCUCGAGGAGGGUGUGGUGGAGUACUGCACUGCGGAGCCCCCGCCUCCUCAGCCAGCUGAAGCCCCUGUGGAGAUGGUGGCCCAACACAGCGGCGACACAUCCGUCAAGCCACAGGCGCUCAAGAGCCGCAUUGCCCUCAACUCAGCCAAACUGAUCCAGGAGCAGCGGGUCACCAACCUGCACGUGAAGGAGAUUGCCCAGCACCUGGAGCAGCAGAACGACCUGCUGCAGAUGAUCCGCCGCUCACAGGAGGUGCAGGCUUGUGCUCAGGAGCGCCAGGCCCAGGCCAUGGAGGGCACCCAGGCAGCCCUGAGUGUGCUCAUCCAGGUCCUCCGGCCCAUGAUCAAAGAUUUCCGCCGCUAUCUGCAAAGCAACAUGCCCACCCCAACCCCUGCCUCUGACCCGGGACAGGCGGGACAGGUGGCUCAGAACGGGCAGUCUGACAGUGGCAUCCAGUGAAGACAGGGGUCCCAGCCUUCUGCUGUGAUUGGAUGAACCCUCUGUGGUCUCGCAAGUGGCUUCUGGGAUUGGCCGCAGGCUGGGCCCAUGGGCAGCUCCCACUUUGGGCUCCACAGUUCUGAGAAAGGAACCUGGGAAGAGAAACUUGUUGGGCUCCUGGGAUCCAAACCCACUUCCUCCCAGUUCGGGAGCUGCUUGCCAAGACCCGGGAGAUUGGUAGCUGGGAGUCACUGAGUUGGUGAUGAGACACAGGUAGCCAUGAGCCAGGGCAGGACAUGGCGCAGAUUCCGAUUCCAUACAGGAAAACUCUGCAAGGAAACACUGGCUCUUACCUGGGCCCUGUCCAGUACCAGGCUGUUAAGUGAGAUGGUGACAGAGGCCCUGGUGUCAGCAGGAGAGCCAUAAACAUCUUCCUCUCACCCCGGACAGCAUAGCUGAGCUCAGAAGAAAAAAA